Molecule: messenger RNA, 826 nt
Organism: Hibiscus syriacus
Lineage: Eukaryota; Viridiplantae; Streptophyta; Magnoliopsida; Malvales; Malvaceae
Product: protein NRT1/ PTR FAMILY 4.2-like
Exons: 1
Coding region: 1-723 (240 amino acids)
Biological process (GO): transmembrane transport
Cellular component (GO): membrane
Molecular function (GO): transmembrane transporter activity
Source: RefSeq, a predicted model, not a curated record
AUGGGGUUCCCAAUUUAUCGAUACAAACACCCCGGUGGAAGCCCAUUGACAAGAAUUUAUAAGGUAAAAGAGCAACAAAUUUUCAUCCAAUGCGUUAGCAUUCUAGUUUUGUCGAUACAGGAAAACAUCACUACCGAGGCAGAGAAUACUCGAAUUUAUGAUGAAAAGAGAAACCAUGAUAAGCUCAUGUUCCUAAACAAUGCAUUGAUCGACGACUCCGUUACGGCCACCGAGGUCGAAGAAACAAAGACAUUAAUAGGCCUCCUCCCCAUAUUUGCAAGCACCAUUAUGAUGAACUGCUGCCUAGCUCAAUUGACGACAUUCUCAGUGCAACAAGGGAACAUCAUGGAUAAAUCACUUAACAAUUUCAACAUCCCAACUCAGUCAUUAUCAGUGCUUCCUUUAUUCAUCAUGUUAGCUUCCAUACCCAUAUAUGAAUAUUUCACACGCUUAUUCCGACUAAAAAUCACCAACCAUCCUAAAAUGCUCAACAUGUUCCAACCACUGUGGUGGAUCGGUGUAGGGCUUGCUCUUGCAUCGGGGUCGAUGGCUGCCACCGCUAUAGUCGAGGCUAAGAGGCACGAGACGGCACGUAACGGUGUGAUCUUAUCCAUUUUCUGGCUUGGGUGGCAGUACUUGCUCCUCGGUGUGUCGGAUAUGUUGACGCUCAGAGGAAUGCUUGAAUUCUUCUACUCGGAGGCUCCGGCAGCAUGCGGAGUAUGAGCAUUGCAUUAUCUUGGUGCUCGACGUCGAUGGGGUACUUUAUCAGCUCGGUGCUGGUAACGGUAUGCAACUCGGUGAGUGGACAUUUUGGGAAAGAAUGGCU